GAGACGAGGCCAAAAAUCCACAUCUUUAAGUCGCUAGACACCAUUGCCCAAUUCUUCAGAAGUUAUCAAUAACACCUCUUUUCAAAAAACUAACAAAAAGAGUUUUGCAAAGGAAACGACUCCAUUUUGGAUUUACAUUCGUGAGCCGUCAUUUCGUGCAGCGAGUAGAGGGUGUGCACGCGCUUGAUCCAGGGAUUGUCUCGUUCGACUGCGAUGUCUUGUUAACGGAAAUAAAUUUACUUUCAUCUGCCGAGAUCUUGAAGGAUAUCGGUUUUAACAGGAGAAAGAGCUAAUCUGUGUCUAUCGUUGGAUUCACGUUUGGGUAACUUUGGACUUGUUUAGAGAUCGCCUAGUCGGCCAUUAUGCGCGAGGAAGACGUAGAAGUUGCGAUCAAAGUCGUGGUUGUAGGAAAUGGAGCCGUUGGUAAAAGUAGUAUGAUUCAGAGAUACUGCAAAGGUAUUUUCACCAGAGACUACAAAAAGACGAUAGGAGUGGACUUUUUAGAGAGGCAAAUCAGUGUUAGGGGCGAAGACGUUCGGUUAAUGUUGUGGGACACAGCCGGACAAGAGGAAUUUGACGCCAUAACUAAGGCUUACUACCGAGGUGCUCAAGCUUGUGCAAUUGUAUUUUCUACUGUUGACAGAGACUCUUUUGAAGCUGUCGAAAAAUGGAGAACAAAGGUGGAAGAUGAAUGUGGUAAUAUACCAAUGGUGUUAGUUCAAAACAAAAUAGAUUUGAUUGAUCAAGCAUUAGUUAAAGUUGAAGAGGCAGAUGAACUAGCCAAAAGAUUAAGGUUAAAAUUUUAUCGAGCUUCUGUGAAAGAGGAUCUAAAUGUUAAUGAUGUAUUCAUGUAUCUCACUGAAAAGUAUCUAGAAAUACUGCAGAAUGUUGAUGUAGAGGAACCCAAACCAUCACAACACAAAAAUGUUGCUGGAAUGUUUAAUUCAACCUCACCAGUGAAUGCAUCACAAGGUGGAAACAACAAUGCACGCGCAACACAACAAGUAGAGACUGGAGAUAUUAUCACACUUAAACCAAACAAGCAGAGGACAAAGGGCAAAAAGAAUAAGAUAUCUUGCUCUUUGUUGUGACAUUCGAAUUUCAGGACUGUGCUUUUAAUUGUCUUAACAGUUUCACAAAAUUAAACAAUGCCACAAUAUGGCAAUAAGAGUGGAACUGUUUCUAACACAUGUUCAGUUCAUACUCAGGGGAACAAGAUUUCAUGCUUCUCAUUAAAGUAAUGGAUGUGAAGUAAAUUUUCACCACAAAUUCAUGAAAAUAGCUAGUUUUGGGACAAUUCUAAAUUAUCAUAUUUUCUGUUAUUGGACAAGUUUGAUGUUGUAGUUGCUGCAUUUAAAUAUAACAACACUCAAAUGUUGAACCUUUUCUGACUUGUUUCUAUACUUUGAGGGAUUUUGGGCACUGUAUGAGAUGACAGGUUUUGAUUCAAGAUCAAACCAUUAGAAUCAGGUCAUGGAGAAAUUUUUAUGGAAGGAGUAGGUUGAGGAAAUAAUCUUGUCCAUUCUUUGGAGGUUGACUGGAAAUUAUGAGGGGGUAAUUGAAGCCCCCAAUUUGUAGAAGGGGGAACUUAGGUGUUACUUUUUUGGAGAAAGGCAUUGUACUUGCUUCUGCAAUCCUCUUCAGAACUACCCAUGUGUAGCUUGUUUCUAAAAAAAAGUACUUUUCUUCUUUACACUAUUAUGUGAAUAUUGCAUGUUGAAUGUGACUGUGGUAUGUAUGUUGGGGAUUCCAUUUACAUAUCAGUUGUUCCACCCAAUUACACAUACAAUUGUGUGAGAAUUCUCUUCCCAGUUUGGGUACCACUCAUGAUGCAUUUUUUCAACUUCAGAUAAAAUGUGGAUAAGAUGAACUGCUGUAGGAUAGCUGGUCUUGACUUUUUCCUUUCUUUUUUCCCACUCUCUCUCCCUUUCUCUCUCCUUCUCUUUCCUCUGCUUCUGUUUGUUUGCUUGUUUGUGUUUUUUCUUUUUUGUUUGCUAUCAGAGGGGACGGUCUUGAAGGAAGGGAUCCCAUUCUUAGGCCAAAGUUAUCCAAAGUCCCAUUUCUAAUUUUUCCCCUUCAGGCCCAUCAUGAAAAAUCAAAAGUAAGUUGAGUUUGUGAGUGAGUUAAGAGUUAACUUAGAAUUUAUAACAGGGUUAUUAUUAUGGCAAAAUUGCAUUAAUUUUGGUCACUGUCUUUAAUAACUUCAUAAGUUUUGGUAUUCGAAUGUUAGUCACUAUCUUUUGAAGACAAGAUUCAGUUGAGUUAAUUGCCAUAAGCAUGACUUUAUCUUUUUCACAAUAACAGCAAGGAUGCAACAUGAAUGAAUCAGUUUAAAUAGAAUAUUAUUUAAUCUUCGGCUGGAAAAUUUGAACAUGUUUUUUAACAUAUAUUUCAGUGUUGCAUUUUCUAUUACAAUUCACUACAAUUUGUUAAUCUUAUACGCACAAAAUAUUGAAAAAAGCAUCAAAUCUCGUUGUUAUAGUUAUAUUCGUGUUUCAUAUCUAGAGUUAAUGUAUGAAAAGAAAUCAAAGAAUAAAGCUGGAUCCAGUAGUCCUGGGAAAUUAAUCAUCUAA
This is a messenger RNA of Pocillopora verrucosa, 2573 nucleotides long. RefSeq names its product ras-related protein Rab-23-like. The record is from RefSeq and is a predicted model, not a curated record. Gene Ontology annotation, molecular function: GTP binding; GTPase activity. Lineage: Eukaryota; Metazoa; Cnidaria; Anthozoa; Scleractinia; Pocilloporidae. Gene Ontology annotation, biological process: vesicle-mediated transport.